CUACAGUUGCGCAAGAGAAUUGGUGGCCAAAGUUUCGGCUUAAAGUUUGGAACACCCGGUGCGUUUUCCUCAGUCUGCAGGGAAAGGGGAAAUGCUCCAGGAGAAGUACGUUUUCAAACGUCUGUGAUUCUGGAAGAUGGGCGUCAUGGAGUUCUUUUCACUAGUAGUAAUCGCCGUCCUGGGAAGCUGUGUUCUUUUCUUAUUCUUUCGGUGGAAGAAUUUGCGUGGACCCCCGUGCAUCCAGGGCUGGGUUCCCUGGAUCGGAGCAGGAUUUGAGUUUGGGAAAGCUCCUCUUGAAUUUAUAGAAAAAGCAAGAAUCAAGUAUGGACCAAUAUUUACCGUCUUUGCUAUGGGAAAGCGAAUGACCUUUGUUACCGAAGAAGAAGGAAUCGAUGUGUUUCUAAAAUCUAAACAUGUAGAUUUUGAACUAGCUGUACAAAAUCCUGUCUAUAACACAGCAUGGAUUCCCAAGAAUGUCUUUUUUUCACUGCAUGAAAAACUGUAUGUCUUGAUGAAGGGGAAGAUGGGUACUUUCAGCACACAUCAGUUUACUGGGCAGCUCAGUGAGGCAUUCCAUGAGCAACUGGAAGACUUAGGUGCCCGGGGGACAGCGGACCUGAACGACUUUGUAAGGCAUCUUCUUUAUCCAGCCACGGUCAAUACUCUCUUUAAGAAAGGGUUGUUUCCCACAGAUGAGAGGAAAGUCAAGGAGUUCUACCAGCAUUUUAAAACUUACGAUGAGGGUUUUGAGUAUGGAUCCCAGCUACCGGAAUGGCUCCUGAGAAACUGGUCAAAGUCCAAAAGGUGGCUCCUGAAGCUGUUUGAGAAAAACAUGGAUGAAAUCAAAGCUCAUGAGUCACUAGCAGGCCAUUCCAGGACCCUCGUGCAGGCCAUUCUGGAUGUUGUGGAGACAGAAUCAUGUCAACAUAGUCCAAAUUACGGACUUUUGAUUCUUUGGGCUUCUCUGGCCAAUGCUGCUCCCAUCGCAUUCUGGACACUUGCAUUUGUCCUGGCCCACCCGGAAGUCCACAGGACCGUUUUAGAAGCCAUAUCUUCUGUGUUCGGCACGACAGGGAAAGAUAAGAUUAAAGUGUCUGACGAUGACUUGAAGAAGCUCCUUCUAAUUAAGUGGUGUGUUCUAGAAGCCAUCCGCUUGAGAGCGCCUGGUAUCAUUACAAGAAAAGUAGUGAAGCCAAUUAAUAUUCUGAGUCAUACAGUUCCUCCUGGUGAUCUAUUGAUGGUGUCUCCAUUCUGGCUACAUAGAAAUCCAAAAUAUUUUCCUGAUCCUGACUCAUUCAAACCUGAACGCUGGAAAGAGGCAAAUUUAGAUAAGAAUGCUUUCUUGGACGGCUUCAUGGCUUUUGGAGGCGGGAAGUUCCAGUGUCCCGGAAGGUGGUUUGCCCUGCUAGAGAUCCAGAUAUGUAUUAUUUUAGUGCUUUAUAAAUAUGACUGCAGCCUUCUGGACCCAUUACCAAAGCAGGCAGGAGGAAACAGGAAGAGCCCUGGGUCGUACUGGUCAGCAAGCCAAGCAGAGCUAUGGGUCUUCAGGUUUGAGGAGGAGCUGAACUUCCACACACUCAUCCAGGAUCAGAAAAAGAACUACAAUGAAGAAUUUCAUGAAGAACCCCCCACCCUCCACUGAAGACUGGCCUCAAAUUUCUCAUGGUCAAAGGACUCACACUUGGAACUUGGUGGGCCCUCCCGGCAACUGUCCUUCUUUACUUCUUUCUCCUCCAUGUCUCCCAGAAAAAGGUGUUCAGGGUAUCUGAAUUUUGUAACACCUGGUUGUGACUUGUGAUCCACUGGCACUAGAUGUCGUUACACAGCAGCUUUGCCUGCUGGUCACCCCUCGUCCCUCUUCUCCACUCAACCCCCUUCCUUCCUGCUCGUUUACAGCAUUCUCAGUCCAACACAGAAGAAACUGUGCUGGCUGAGAUCUCUUCCUUUUACAUGCCAUCCCUCCAAACCCAGCACUCCCAGCAAGAUCUCAUCCAAAAAUGUCCUCCCUUCGUCUCACUCCCUGCUCAGCUUUUGUGUCAGGAUGACUCAUGAUGAAAUACAUCCUUACACGUUACCAGUUAUGCAACCCCGUGGAAAAUUGCUUUGACCCCUGUGACAUUUAUUUUCCACAGCUAUCAUACUGAAAGCCAUAAUGCUUCCUUGAAAAAUAGAUUAGAUUAAAAAAAUUAUACAAAGCAUCCUAGGAAUUUGCAGCUACGUGAUGGUGUCAUUGGUUUGUGCUUACACUUGUUCUCUACGAUGUGAUGAGAACAUAGAAGUCAAGUAAAUAUGUUGGUUGAAUGUGGAAAAGCUAAAGAGCAAAAAAAAAAAAUGGAACAAGUGAAAGGGAUAAGUAGAUAGGACAUAAGACUCGAGCAUUCCAAAAGGCAGAGAUGCAGAAAACCGGUCCUACCUGAGACAGGAAGGAAAGGGCUACCCGAGUAACCCUCCUUUCCCUGCCUUGUUCCAGGGCUGUUGGCAUCAAAAUGAGACUCUCCUCAGAGUGGUAUCGGUUUUGGUAAUUAAUUAUUAAAAAGCUUGUGUACUCCAAUUUUUUAAAUAUGUGAGAAACAGAAUUCUCAACUCAGCCUUCUUGGAAAUGUUUUUUCUCUUAGAAAAUUCUCCUCGGGUUUUCUAGCCACUGACCUAUUCCUGAGCAAUUAGGGCCAGCCAGGGUCAGCCUUUGGGAAGGUGCUUACCUGGCGCUUCCCACACAAAGUUCUGCCAAGCUCUUCUGCCAGGAGAUGCUACAGCAUCCGCGAGGGUGUUGUAUGGAACCAGUGUAUAUUUUUGAGCAAAUGGACUAAAAAAAAAUUGUUCAAUGGAUAGAACUUAAAAUGCCCUUCCUAGGCUGUCUGAUGGCUCAGUGGGUAAAGCACUUCCCUUGCAAGCUUAGUGGCUCCUCUUCAAUAUCCGGAACUCACAGAAAGAGUCAAGAAGAGAACUGGUUCCCCAGAGGUAGCUCAGUAGAUAAAGGUACCUGUCACCGAGCCUGGUGACCUGAGUUUGAACCCAACAUGGUAGAAGAAGAGAAUCAGUUCCCACAAGUUGUCCUCU
This is a messenger RNA of Alexandromys fortis (reed vole), 3057 nucleotides long. RefSeq names its product cytochrome P450 family 39 subfamily A member 1 (gene Cyp39a1). The transcript is spliced from 13 exons. Gene Ontology annotation, biological process: cholesterol homeostasis; bile acid biosynthetic process. The record is from RefSeq and is a predicted model, not a curated record. Gene Ontology annotation, molecular function: oxysterol 7-alpha-hydroxylase activity; steroid 7-alpha-hydroxylase activity; heme binding. Bases 137 to 1642 code for a protein of 501 amino acids. Lineage: Eukaryota; Metazoa; Chordata; Mammalia; Rodentia; Cricetidae.